Molecule: messenger RNA, 885 nt
Organism: Cladophialophora psammophila CBS 110553
Lineage: Eukaryota; Fungi; Ascomycota; Eurotiomycetes; Chaetothyriales; Herpotrichiellaceae
Exons: 2
Coding region: 1-345 (114 amino acids)
Source: RefSeq, a predicted model, not a curated record
AUGUAUUUUCCUCUGAGUAUUUAUUCAUUUCUUUAUGUUUCCUGCUUGGCCCUAAGAAGCGUUGCGGCAGGUGUAAUGUUGUCCCCCGAGACUGCAGAUGUUGCUGGAGGAGGGGCACCGAGUGGUGGAAUAGCGACCAUGAUUGCAACAAAUACGAUCAGGGAGCUGCAAUUAGCCUUCUUUCUUGAAAACCUGGAGCACGCAUUCUUUAAUAUGAGUCUCACGAACCUUGGGAAAUUGGGUAUAACGGGAUACCCCAAUGAUACUAUCCAAGUCGUUGAGAAAAUCGUUGCGCAAGAAGAAGUCCACCUCGCUAUCCUCACCAAUCUUUUGGAUGAUAUCUAAGUUGCGCCAACCCCACCUUGUAAUUACUCUUUCCCUAUCGCCUCGGCGGACGAAUUGUUUGACCUCGCUCAUCUAAUAACGACUGUCGGUAUAGGAGCCACCAUUGGACUCAUUGAACAUCUCGCAAUUAUCGGUUCCCCGCUCGCGGGACCGUUAUCGUCAUUGCUCGCAGUUCAGUCACGACACAAUGCGUUCUUCCGUUCCAUUAGAGGAAACGUGCCAAACCCCACUCCGUUUGACACAGGGAUCAGCGAAGUAUGGGCAUAUAAUCUCGCCCUGUCCUAUGUUGUUCCCGGAUCCUGCCCUGUUGAAAUACCUUUGCCAAUCCUACCAAAGCUAACAGUUGCGCAAUCAACAAGUGUAUCUAUGAACACCACCGAAAGCCCAACGGAACUUGAAUUUACAUGGGAUCCCACACAAGCACCGUUUGCCACUGAAGCGAACAAGCAAUUGCUGAUUGGGUGGGUAAACCAACUUAAUGUCCCGAUAUAUACUGCUGUCAAUAUUACAGAGUCGGGAAAGGGAACAGCUUGUGUGCCA